CUUUUGUUAUAAAUUGGUGAUGAUCACCAAUGACCAACCAACCCUCACACAACACCAUCAAUCCCACCCAAACAAAUGGCCGGAAAUUCCAACAAGAAGGAGAUCAUUGACGAGGUUUCCGGCUGGCUCCGCCUCUACUCCGACGGCACCGUCGACCGUUCCUUCACCGGCCCUCAAGAAGCCCUCUUCCUCACCACCCCGGUCCCUCCAACCACCACCAACUCCUCCACCACCCUCCAAGAUCUCUCCGGCGAGCCCAACCUCCGUCUCUACCUCCCCUCCGGCGAUCCCCCCACAACCCCUCUGCCCAUCCUCCUUCACUUCCACGGCGGCGGCUUCUCCGUCUCCCACUACACCUGGUUCUUAUACUACCACUUCUACUCCCGCCUCGCUGCCGCCAUCCCCGCCGCCAUCUUAUCCGCCGAGCUCCCACUCGCCCCCGAGCACCGCCUCCCCGCCGCCAUCCACGCCGCCACCGCCGCCCUUCUCCGUCUCCGUUCCCUCCCUCCAAGCCUGAAAUCCAUCACCGACUCCUCUCGUGUGUUCCUCAUCGGUGACAGCACCGGCGGUAACCUCGUCCAUGAAGUCUCCUCUUUUAUCGGAAAACAACCUGAAGAGUACUUAUCUCCGGUGAAGCUCGCCGGCGGUGUCCUUAUCAACCCGGGCUUCGUCCGGUCAGCACGUAGUAAAUCCGAGCUUGAGAUGAAGUCUGAUGGUUUCUUCAACCUUGAGAUGCUUGACAAGUUCUUGGCUUUUGGAUUGCCGGAAGGGGUGACGAAGGACCACCCUUACACGUGUCCGAUGGGGAUGGCGGCGCCGGCGAUGGAGGAGCUUAGGUUGCCGCCGUUCAUGGUGGCAGUGGCGGAUGGGGACUUGUUACGUGACAGGGAACUAGAGUACUGUGAAGCCAUGAAAAAGGCUGGAAAGGACGUGGAGGUGGUUAUCAGUGAGGGUGUUGGGCAUUCCUUCUAUCUUAAUAAGAUCGCCGUGGAUUCUGAUCCGGUUACUGCUCGGCGCUCCGACGAGCUCAUUGAUGCUAUUAAGGAUUUUGUUGCACGCCAUUAAUGGUGAUGGACCUAAUGGUUGAUGUUGUAUACUUGUAUGUUGAUUGAUGUGCUUUUGUAGGUCUUGAAUCUUGAAUAAAGGAAAGAGUUUAUUUA
Dioscorea cayenensis subsp. rotundata (Guinea yam) is the source of this 1160-nucleotide messenger RNA. Its product is annotated as probable carboxylesterase 15. Bases 76 to 1065 code for a protein of 329 amino acids. The record is from RefSeq and is a predicted model, not a curated record. Lineage: Eukaryota; Viridiplantae; Streptophyta; Magnoliopsida; Dioscoreales; Dioscoreaceae. Gene Ontology annotation, molecular function: hydrolase activity. The transcript has a single exon.